GUUCAGGCCGCUCGCGAGCAAUGGGGCGCGGGAAAGUGGAGCUGAAGAGGAUCGAGAACCGCGUGAGCCGGCAGGUGACCUUCUCCAAGCGCCGCAAGGGCUUGCUCAAGAAGGCCCACGAGCUCGCCGUGCUCUGCGACGUCGACGUUGGCGUCGUCGUCUUCUCCGAGCGCGGCAAGCUGUUCGAGUACCCCGACCCGCCGGCCAGCUUGACUGAUCUGAUUCGCCGGUACGAGGCCGUCAACAACACGCAACUCCAGGAGACACCUUGCACGGAUCAUCAGCAAAUGAUCGCGGAGAUCGGCAGGCUGCGGCGGGAGUACCAGCAGCUCGAGGCCAACCUGAUGGCGUACACGGGAGAAUACCUGUCGUCUGUUGCUCCAGUGGAUGAACUCGACGAGCUCGAGCGGCAGCUCGAGAUGGCCCUCAGCAAAGUCCGUGCAAGAAAGGUACUGCAGUUUCCUAGCGAUACGAAAUUCUGAAUAAACUCUGAAUCUCUGCUUGCUGUGGGCCUGUGGCUCUGAAUUGUUAACCGCGUUCGUCGUUAAUCUCUGGCAGGAUGAGCUGCUGAUGAACCUCAAGGACGAACAGCAGCUCAAGAUCAACGGAAGAGGGCCCCAUGAUGCAGCUGCCACGGGCGAGGAGGGGAUGGAGGAGGAGAUGGCGGAGCCGGCGCCGGCACCGUCGCCGUCGUUCGCGUACCUCCUGAACGUGAACGAGAAGUCGGCGGCGAGCACGAUGCUGCAGCUGUGGCCGCAGACGGACGGCGACGACGACGACGUUGGCACAGCCGGCGGCGGUUCCAGCAGUCCACCCCCACCACGCGGUCUGCAGCUGUGGUGAACAAAGAAAGCGUAUGGAAGGUGCAGUGGUUGGCCGGCCGGACGUGUCGAACUGAUGGACUGGACAUGUUAGAUUUACUAAUUUGGCUCAAGUAGUAGUAGGUCUAAGAAAUUAGAGAAAGGAGUCGGUUAAGUAGCAGUACUAGGUCAUCUAAUGUUCAUGUGGCCAUAGGUUUUGUGAUGUCUUGGUCACAUCUAAUGGCGGUUGAAUUGGAUCUUAAUUCAAUGUUGCCUUCGAGCUGUUUGUGAAACGAAGGAUAAAGACCAUAACAUAGGCAGGGUAAAUUCAAGUUAUCAUUUUCCUCUACUAAUGUUG
Messenger RNA from Setaria italica (foxtail millet), 1158 nucleotides. RefSeq names its product MADS-box transcription factor 30. Gene Ontology annotation, cellular component: nucleus. The transcript has 5 exons. Bases 21 to 482 code for a protein of 153 amino acids. Gene Ontology annotation, biological process: positive regulation of transcription by RNA polymerase II. NCBI's taxonomy places the organism in Eukaryota, Viridiplantae, Streptophyta, Magnoliopsida, Poales, Poaceae. The record is from RefSeq and is a predicted model, not a curated record. Gene Ontology annotation, molecular function: DNA-binding transcription factor activity, RNA polymerase II-specific; protein dimerization activity; RNA polymerase II cis-regulatory region sequence-specific DNA binding.